UGUUAGAAGUGUGUAGUGUAGUGUAGUGUAGUGUGCCUUCUUGGAAAACUUGAACAUUUCAACUGCUGCUGGUUUAACUCUCUCUAAUAAUGUGGCUUUAUAAUUUGUUUCUGGGUUUUGAUCUAAAGGGUCUGUUCCUGUUUAUUUUUAUUUUUAUCAUAAUAGCCGACUUCAUCAAAAACAGGAAUCCUCCAAAUUAUCCUCCAGGACCAAUGGCUCUUCCGAUUGUGGGGAAUUUCUUCAGUUUGGACAGUAAACAUCCACACGUAUAUUUUACCAAGCUGGCUGACGUUUUUGGGAGUGUGUUCAGCAUCCGCCUCGGCAGUGACAAGAUGGUGUUUGUGUCUGGGUAUAAGAUGGUGAAGGAAGCCUUAGUGACACAAGCCGACAACUUUGUGGAUCGACCACACAGUGCAAUUGUGGCCAGGGUUUACUCAGGAGACUCAGGUGGUUUGUUCAUGAGCAAUGGUGAAACAUGGAAGAGACAGCGACGAUUUGCCUUGUCGACCCUACGUACCUUUGGCCUGGGAAAAAACACCAUGGAGCAGAGUAUCUGUGAGGAGAUCCGACACCUGCAGGAGGAGAUGGAGAAAGAGAAAGGUGAACCUUUCAACCCAGCAGGCCUCUUCAACAAUGCUGUAUCCAACAUAAUAUGCCAGCUGGUGAUGGGGAAACGCUUUGACUACAGCGACCACAACUUCCAGAUCUUGUUAAAAUAUAUUUCUGAAGUUUUUUGGCUGCAGGGCUCUCUAUGGGGUCUGUUGUAUGAGUCGUUCCCUGGAGUGAUGAAGCACUUGCCAGGUCCCCACAACAAAAUGUUCGAUCAAUUUACCGCCAUCCUAGAGUUCAUCAGUCAGGAGGUUAAGAGCCACAAGAAGGACCUGGACCACAGUGAUCCCCGGGACUAUAUUGACACCUUCAUUAUUGAAAUGGAAAAAAACAAGGAUUCAGAUCUUGGCUUCACAGAGACUAAUCUGGCUAUGUGCUCUCUGGAUCUGUUCGUGGCUGGAACAGAGACAACUUCUACUACCUUACUGUGGGCUUUGGUUUAUCUCAUCAAAAACCCUGAUGUCCAGGACAAAGUCCAGACAGAGAUAGACAGAGUGAUCGGACACAACCGACAGCCCAGUAUGGCAGACAGAACCAACCUGCCCUACACUGAAGCCGUCAUCCACGAGAUCCAGAGGAUGGGAAACAUUAUUCCUCUAAAUGGACUCAGAAUGGCCGCCAAGGAUACAACACUGGGCGACUAUAUUGUACCGAAGGGUACAUCCGUGAUGCCUAACCUGACCUCUGUGCUGUUCGACAAGACUGAAUGGGAGACCCCAGACACCUUCAACCCCGGACACUUCCUAGAUGCUGAGGGAAAGUUUGUGAAGAGAGAAGCUCUCAUGCCUUUCUCUGCAGGGAAACGUGUAUGUCUCGGAGAAGGCCUCGCCAAAAUGGAGCUGUUCUUGUUUUUGAUCGGAUUACUGCAGAAGUUCUCUUUCUCCGUUCCUGAUGGAGUAGAGUUGAGUACAGAAGGAGUAACUGGAAUAACUCGAGUACCACAUCCCUUCAAGAUUUAUGCCAAAGCACGCUAAAUUAUACAACAUCUCACUGAAUGAGGGUCUAAGGAUAGAGGGUGUCGUUUUUCUCAUACUGAUAUUCUGAACAAUCUGUGCUGUUGUAUUUGCUGUAAAGUGUCUCUACUGUAGGCUAUUUUUAUUAUAUGUACAGCACUUUGGCUCGACCAAAAAUUGUUUAUAAAUGUGCUAUAUAAAUAAAACUUGAUUUGAAUAAUUUUUCAUCCGACAAAAGUGUUCUCUGCCUAUACAUUUCCUUCCUUGUGAUAAAAUAGUUGUCAUAAUAUAUUGUUGUAUUAAUGGCAUUCUUUAUAGGACAGUAUUGUCCUUGUUAUUAAUGAAAAUAUGUAUAAAGAUUUUCUCAAAAUACAAUCUUCUAUUACAUUCAAGCUGUAUUGUCUAUGUCUUCUUUAUCAUCAUCAGUUAUGUAAUGUAUUAGCCAUUAUUUAAGAACUGCAAUCAUUAACAAAACCUUUGGAAACAUGUGUUAAUGAUUAAUAAAGGAUUUGAUGAUAUGUGUCACAAA
Gymnodraco acuticeps is the source of this 2091-nucleotide messenger RNA. Its product is annotated as cytochrome P450 2J5-like. Gene Ontology annotation, cellular component: intracellular membrane-bounded organelle; cytoplasm. The transcript has 9 exons. Bases 90 to 1583 code for a protein of 497 amino acids. The record is from RefSeq and is a predicted model, not a curated record. Gene Ontology annotation, molecular function: oxidoreductase activity, acting on paired donors, with incorporation or reduction of molecular oxygen, reduced flavin or flavoprotein as one donor, and incorporation of one atom of oxygen; heme binding; iron ion binding. Gene Ontology annotation, biological process: xenobiotic metabolic process. Lineage: Eukaryota; Metazoa; Chordata; Actinopteri; Perciformes; Bathydraconidae.